AUGUCGGGUCGCAAGCGGAAAACGGAAGAUGAUGGCAACAGUGGAGAAGAUGAUCGCAUGAGUGCUUCCCCUUCGGCCUCUCCCGCCGUCCUCCCACGCCCGGCGCCACGAGGCAUGAAGCGCAUGCGUACCAAUCUAUCCGGCCGCCCACUGCCCCUCCCACGCCUUCUCGAGACCCUCAGCGCCGACGAGAUGCGCAACCUGCUACAGUCCAUCUGCCAGCGCCACCCUGAUAUCGGCAACGAAGUCGUCACCACUGCACCGCGGCCCAGCACACAGUCGACACUCGAAGUGCUUGGCAAAUAUGAGUCGUCGUUCCAGGCUGCUUUCCCCUUUGGCGGAAAGCCCUCAUCAGACUACGCCUAUAACAGAGUGCGGCAACAACUUGUCGAGCUGCUGGAGUCGCUCAAGGACUUCACGCCCCACUUCCUUCCCCCAAACGAACAGCAGCCCGCCACGUCACUCGAAUUCCUGGACGGCGCAACCCAUUUCAUCCACCGUCUACCGAAUUGGGACACAUAUCAGCACAACCGACACAAGGAGGAGGCGUACGAAGAGAUGGCCAAGGCAUGGGCUAUUGUCAUUCGGGAGGCUGCCAAGAAAGCGGGAGGCAUACAAUUGCAAUACGGUGGAUGGGAUCAAAAGAUUGCCAAGCACAAUGAAUUGUCGAGUGGGAAGAUGCAAGAGGCCGUCAACGAGUUGCGUGGAGGCUUGGGCUGGAUGGGCACCGAAACGACGAAUACAGGGCCAGCCGCUGCCGAUGCCAUGUCCAUUCGACAGCAGCUGCUGAGUGGGAACUAUGGUAGCGGUUCUUCGGCAAGCAUAGGUGCAUGGUAG
Molecule: messenger RNA, 837 nt
Organism: Plenodomus lingam JN3
Lineage: Eukaryota; Fungi; Ascomycota; Dothideomycetes; Pleosporales; Leptosphaeriaceae
Gene: STS1
Product: Tethering factor for nuclear proteasome sts1
Biological process (GO): proteasome localization; nuclear protein quality control by the ubiquitin-proteasome system
Cellular component (GO): nuclear membrane; nucleus
Molecular function (GO): proteasome binding
Source: RefSeq, a predicted model, not a curated record